Molecule: messenger RNA, 1712 nt
Organism: Pelagomonas calceolata
Lineage: Eukaryota; Pelagophyceae; Pelagomonadales; Pelagomonadaceae
Source: the annotation of a GenBank genome assembly
UCGGCCGCAGACUGCCAAGUGUCGCCCCUCGUGCGCGCUCGCUACGCAAUAACCUGUAAAGCUGUUGCAGCCACCGACUCCCACCAUGAUUAGACGGAUCGUGCUGGCACUCGCUGUGGCUCAGGCCUCGGCGAAAGUCUUUUUUGAGGAGGUCCCGAACCAGCGCCCAAGCAAGCCGCACGCGCGCGCGGCUGCACUGCAUGCAAAACCGAGGCGUAGCAGCGCAUCUGUCACACACACUGGCGCUGCGCGUGACGUAUAACAACGCGAAACCACUGCCGCGCGGGCGACCCGCGCUGCCGACCCGCGGCGGCCAGCAAGCGCAGCGGUCCACACACACGCCGCCGCCGCCGCGCCGCAGCACCGACCCGCGCGCCCCCCGCACGCAGACCUUCGACAAGGACAUCGGCAAGCGCUGGACCGUGUCCGAGUGGAAGGACGCCGACAGCACCGGUAAAUGGGUCCACACGCCCGGCGAGUGGUUCGUGGAAAGCGCCAAGAAGGAGGCCCACGGCAUGCAGGCCUCCGAGGACAUGAAAUUUCAUUCUAUCAGUGCGCCGUUGGACAAGAAGGCGUCGACGACGGACGGUACUUUGGUGGUCCAGUUCACCGUGAAGCACGAGAAGAAGGAUUAUGCGUUUUGCGGCGGCGGCUACAUCAAGUUGCUGCCGGGGAAGGUCGACGCCAAGGCCUUCGGCGGGGACACGCCCUACAGCAUCAUGUUCGGUCCUGAUCUGUGUGGCUAUGAUGUUUCUAGAAUUCAUCUGAUCUUCGAGCACAACGGCGAGAACCUGCUUAAAGAAGAUGAAAUUAAAUUAGACUACGCGGACAAGGACGAGUUCACGCAUCUCUACACUCUUGUCUUGGAGAAGGACGGUAGCUACGAGGUCUUCCUCGACCAGGACUCCAAGGCCCAGGGCAACAUCGUGGACGGCUGGGCCUUCCCCGACAAGGAGAUCAAGGACCCGGAGGUCAGCAAGCCCGAGGACUGGGUCGACACGAAGAAGAUCCCCGACCCCGAGGCCGUCAAGCCCGACGGCUACGACGACAUCCCCGCCGAGAUCCCGGACCCCGAGGCGGAGCAGCCCGAGGACUGGGACGCGGAAGAGGACGGCGAGUGGGAGCCGUGCGCAGCGGCGUCCUUUCUUAUUUUAUGGUUGCGCGCGCCCGACGCCGUCGAAGCGGCCUUCUGAGAGUCACCGCGUCACCGCGACGCCGUCGACGCGUCACCGCGAUGCGACUCUCACCUAUGCCCACGCUAGGCCUAUGAUCGACAACCCCGACUACAAGGGCGAGUGGAAGGCGCCGAUGAUCGACAACCCCGACUACAAGGGCCCCUGGGAGCACCCGCUGAUCCCGAACAAGGACUACGCGCCCGAGACCUACGCGAAAUACAAGGACCUCACGACCGUCGGCUUCGAGCUCUGGACGGUGAACGGCGGCUCGAUCUUCGACAACAUUUUGGUGACCGACGAUAAAAAAUAUGCCGACAAGAUGGCCGAGAAGACGUGGAAGAAGAUCAAGGGCGAGGAAGGUAGUGGAGAGAAGGAGGCCAAGGAGGCCUGGAAGAAGGAGAACGAGCCCGAGGAGGAGGAGCCGGAGGAGGACGAGGAUGAUGACGACGAGGACGACGACGACGAGGAGGAGCACGACGAGCUCUAGGUCGUCGCCCGUUUUUCGUUCCCCUGUCAUUAGUAAUUCUCUCUUAUGAA